CAUACAGGACAGCCCAUUCCGAGGACUGCACUUCGUGUGUGUGCUUGAUUUGCAUAUAUGCAGGCCAAGUCGAGCAGCAACGGCAGCAACAACAACCAUUGCAACCAAAACAAAGAUGCUGCGCUCCUGACACUGAAACCCGCACAAGGCCAAUCGACGAAAUCAGGCCACGCACACGAAUUCCGGCACGGUGGCGAUGACGAUGGCGAUGGCGAUGACGUAGCGUUGCUCCCGGCAAACGGCCUACCACAUCAGAAGGCCAGCUUCCCCAGACACCCAAUCCCCACCCACUCCCAUCUCCAGGAGCAGAGGUAA
Molecule: messenger RNA, 315 nt
Organism: Drosophila rhopaloa
Lineage: Eukaryota; Metazoa; Arthropoda; Insecta; Diptera; Drosophilidae
Exons: 1
Coding region: 58-315 (85 amino acids)
Source: RefSeq, a predicted model, not a curated record